CAAAGACUCACACAUGACUAUAUUGUAGUUUUUUUUAAAAAAUAAAAUAAAAUUGAAUGAAGUUAUAGCUAACUACCAUUCAACUCAAAGAUUUUCAAUUUUUGUACAUCUAGUGUUAGAUACAAAGUGUUGUAUGUUAGAUACAACUGUAAGUAACAUCCAAAGCAUUGUUCUCUUCACAGCAUAUUUUCCUUUGUCUUAUGUUCAUGGAACCACCCAUAAUAUCAUCCACUAUGAUUCCUACACUUUCAUGGUUUACACCCAAAAGGUUACUUGCUAUAUUUUGUGUGAUUAAUUUGUUAAACUAUUUGGAUCGAGGAACAAUAGCUAGCAAUGGUGUUAAUGGAAGUAAAGGAACAUGCACUGAAGCUGCUGCUACUUGCACUUCAGGUUCAGGAAUACAGGGGGAUUUUAACUUGAACAAUUUUGAAGAUGGGAUUUUAUCAUCUGCUUUUCUGGUUGGACUUCUUGUGGCUUGUCCGAUAUUUGCCUCUCUAGCUAAGAGCAUAAAUCCAUUUAGACUUAUAGGAGUUGGAUUGUCAGUUUGGACUCUUGCAACCUUAUUUUGCGGUUUUUCGUUUAAUUUCUGGUCCAUUUCAGUUUGUCGCAUGUUGGUUGGUGUUGGCGAAGCUUCGUUUAUAAGUCUAGCAGCGCCUUUUAUUGAUGACAAUGCCCCAACUUCUCAGAAAACAGCGUGGCUCGCAACGUUUUACAUGUGUAUACCAUCGGGAUAUGCACUUGGCUAUGUCUAUGGUGGUUUGGUUGGAAGUUAUUUUGGUUGGCGUUAUGCGUUCUGGAUAGAGUCUAUAUUGAUGCUUCCGUUUGCUAUUUUAGGAUUUUUAAUGAAGCCUUUACAGUUGAAAGGAUUUGGUUCCGGUAAUUUGAUAAAGGUAGAAGAAUCUAAGACAGAUGCAUCAGAAGUUCAAGUCACGAACGCUUCUAAUGUUAGAGAUGAUUCACUGUCCUUAAAGGAAGAGUUCAGAGAUAAUACCUCAAAUGACCAAUCCAAGUCUAAAUCUGCGACGAAAAUGUUUGAUCAGUUCUCAAUAUUUUUUAUUGAUAUGAAAGAGCUCCUGCUUGAUAAGGUUUAUGUUAUCAAUGUUCUAGGUAACAUAGGUUACAACUUCGUCUUAGGUGCUUACUCAUACUGGGGUCCCAAAGCUGUCUAUAAUAUUUAUCAUAUGGCUGAUGCAGAUUUGGUAUUUGGAGGAAUUACAGUUGUAUGCGGAAUAGUCGGCACAUUAGCUGGAGGCUUUGUUGCAGAUUUUAUGACUAACACCAUAUCAAAUGCAUUUAAGCUUCUGUCCGCGACAACAUUUAUUGGUGCAGCAUUAUUUUUUGGUGCCUUCUUAUGCAGAAAUGUGAAUGGCUUUCUUGCUCUUUUCUCUAUCGGCGAACUUCUUGUUUUUUCCACUCUGGGUCCUGUGAGUUAUGUAUGUCUGCAUUGUGUUAAACCGAGUUUGAGGCCUCUAUCUAUGGCUAUGUCUACCGUUGCUAUUCAUGUCUUUGGAGAUGUGCCUUCCUCACCUCUUUUUGGAAUUCUCCAGGAUAGUAUUAACAACUGGAGAACAACUUCAUUGAUCUUAACAACCAUAUUGUUUCCAGCGGCUGGAAUAUGGUUUAUCGGUAUGUCAUCACGAAAUCUUGUUUUUUUAUUAACAUCUGUUGUGAUUAAUGUGUAUGUAUAUCUUGAAGGGAUAUUUGUGCAUAGUGUGGAUAAAUUUGAAGAUGACAGUGAGAAUCAAGUGUCAAACAUUGAGAGGUCAUGUACUAUACCAUUGCUUCAAGAGAAAACUGGAGAAACAUCAACAUCUCAUACACAAUCUCUAGAAUGUUAACCUUAAAUUACAAGAAUUCAAUUGAUGAAAUGGUUUUGUAUUUCAUAAUAGUAAUGAUUUGUUCCGUAUGAAAGAAGGUCACCUCCCAUAAAUGUGGACAAAUUUACAAGAAUUCAAUUUUUUUACUAAAAUUUUAGGGACCUUCUUUCAAGGGAAGGUCACCUCCCAAAAAUAGAGGAAUGUCACUUAAAGUAGCAAGUACACGGUAUUCUUUAGUAAAAGGCGAAAGAAUAGUUCGCCUUGUACUUACUACAUGACUCCACAACUUGCUAGAUGGUGGUACCUCAACUAUUUAUAUUGUAGCUACAGUUGGAACUUCUUACCAUUAAGCAAUGUGGGACUUCGUUGGUUUCAUA
Molecule: messenger RNA, 2194 nt
Organism: Trifolium pratense (red clover)
Lineage: Eukaryota; Viridiplantae; Streptophyta; Magnoliopsida; Fabales; Fabaceae
Product: probable sphingolipid transporter spinster homolog 2
Exons: 15
Coding region: 201-1838 (545 amino acids)
Biological process (GO): transmembrane transport
Cellular component (GO): membrane
Molecular function (GO): transmembrane transporter activity
Source: RefSeq, a predicted model, not a curated record